This is a messenger RNA of Colletotrichum orchidophilum, 180 nucleotides long. RefSeq lists its product as uncharacterized. The record is from RefSeq and is a predicted model, not a curated record. Lineage: Eukaryota; Fungi; Ascomycota; Sordariomycetes; Glomerellales; Glomerellaceae. The transcript has a single exon. The annotation marks the transcript as partial.
GAAGGGGGGUUUCACGGGAGGGCUGAUCAUCAAAACCCUCCUCAAAGUCAAGCCUGCGUCGCGCCCCCGUGGAGCCACGAAAUCAUCCGCAUCUGCGGUGGUCCCAUAUCAGGUCAUUUCUGCCAACCAAUGGCCGCAUUGGCGGAACCCCGGGGCAGCGAACCAUUUUUGGGAAGUUGA